This is a messenger RNA of Coprinopsis cinerea okayama7#130, 1158 nucleotides long. RefSeq names its product ZIP Zinc transporter. The transcript has 9 exons. Gene Ontology annotation, cellular component: membrane. The coding region runs from base 28 to 1158 and encodes 376 amino acids. The record is from RefSeq and is a predicted model, not a curated record. Gene Ontology annotation, biological process: intracellular zinc ion homeostasis; zinc ion transmembrane transport. Gene Ontology annotation, molecular function: zinc ion transmembrane transporter activity. Lineage: Eukaryota; Fungi; Basidiomycota; Agaricomycetes; Agaricales; Psathyrellaceae.
CUCAUUUCGACCCUCAAGGCCGACAAAAUGGCCUACAGAAGUCGCUCCUUACUGCUUCUAACGCUCGCUGCAGCACUUCUGGCCGUCGUCAAAGUCAGAGGGCACACCGCCGACGUGAAGAGCGGAACAGAAGCGGUUCUCUCGGUUGAUGAGAAGGAACUGUAUGAAUGUGAAUCGUUGAAGAAACUCGGUGCGCUCAAGCAGGCGUUGGAGGAUGAGCAAUCGCCGCUUCUCCGCCAGAUCUUUGCUGUCCUCUUCCCUUUCGGCCCAGCUUGGAACGCAAUAUUGGGCACCUUCUACAUCAGCUCGAUACCCAACUUCAUCCUCGCGUUUAUACCCGCUGAAAUCAAUGCCAACACGUUGAAUACCAUGACGGCUUUCGCUACCGGCGGACUUCUGUCUGAUGUCUUCCUUCACCUAAUCCCUCACUCGUUCAUGGGCGAACACCAAGGGGAAGGCGUACAUGUGGUGGUGGUCGAAGAGAAGCGCAAUAUUUUAAUUGGACUCGGGAUUUUCGUUGGGUUUGCAACCUUCUUUUUCAUGGAAAAGACUCUUAGAGUGUUGAGCGGAGACGAGGAGGGCGGUCAUUCGCAUUCGCACUCACACAGUCACCAACCACACGUAGAACCAGUUGCAGUAGACGCGUCUGGAGCAAGCAAAUCUGUUUCCCAGAAUGGACUGAAGAACCGCAGUGAGAAGAAUGCAGAAAAGUCGAAUAGUCAAGAUCAAGAAGCCCCGCAUACCGCGUCUUCCGGGCCUUCCAAGCUGUCCGCGUACCUCAAUCUAUUCGGAGACUUUGUCCAUAACAUAACCGAUGGCCUCGCAAUGGCAGCCUCCUUCUACGCAUCCCCAUUGAUUGGUGCGACCACCACUCUGGCAUGUUUCGCGCAUGAAAUUCCCCAUGAAAUUGCCGAUUAUUCCAUCCUCAUCCGGAGCGGCUUCACCAAACGCCAGGCGAUGCAAUCACAAUUUCUGACUGCCAUCGUCCACAAUGCAACCGCAUCCGGUGAAGAACCACCUCUCGUCGACCUCGCCUCUGGGGUGAGGCAGAACGCCACUGGACUAUUGGGGACUACAGUGCAACUCUCUGACCUGGUGAUACCGUUUGUCGCCGGAGGUUUCCUUUACAUCGGAGCUGUGGCCGUUCUCCCGACGUAA